This is a messenger RNA of Vanessa tameamea, 917 nucleotides long. RefSeq names its product WW domain-binding protein 4. Gene Ontology annotation, cellular component: nucleus; precatalytic spliceosome. The transcript has 7 exons. The record is from RefSeq and is a predicted model, not a curated record. NCBI's taxonomy places the organism in Eukaryota, Metazoa, Arthropoda, Insecta, Lepidoptera, Nymphalidae. Gene Ontology annotation, molecular function: protein binding; zinc ion binding; RNA binding. Gene Ontology annotation, biological process: mRNA splicing, via spliceosome. The coding region runs from base 33 to 896 and encodes 287 amino acids.
AUUUAUAACAAUUGCAAUUGUAAUUAUUUAACAUGACUACAUACUGGAAAUCGCAGGAUCGUAAAUAUUGCGAAUUUUGCAAAUGCUGGUUUGCUGACAAUAAAGUUUCUGUAUCAUUCCAUGAAAAUGGUAAAAAGCACAAAGAAAGUGUUAAGAAGCAUAUUAAUCAACUGAGUAAAAGAAGUGCAAAGGAAUUUAAACAGAAGGAGAAAAUCGAAGAUGAUAUUAAAAAAAUGGAAGCGGCCGCGAUGACUGCGUAUUUGAAAGACAUACAGAAUAAUGCUGACCUAACUUCACAAAGCAUCAAUGAAAUGUUGGAAGUAAGUGGAAACAAUAGUAAAGAUAUUGUGGUAUCCAGUAACAUUAGCACAAAAGAAACGCCCUUAUGGAAAGAAGUUAAAAAUGAAGAGAAAGAUGGCACAUAUUUCUGGAAUACUCAGACGAAUGAGACAACCUGGGACCCUCCAGAUAAUUAUAUAUCAUUGGCACAGCAAGAAGAAAAGGAGAAGGAGACACAGAAGCGUGAGAAGAGAAUAAAAAAACAGAAGCAAAAAGAAGCUAUAAUGGAAGUUAAAGCUCAUAUGUCAAGAGAAAGCAUGAGAGAGUUAGCUGUUGAUAAAGACAAGCCUCCACCAUGUCGGACUGUACAUUUUGGACCAGCACCUAUCAGUAAACCUUAUGGGUCUUGGAAACCGAUUGUGAAAGAACCAGAGGUGAAAAUCGACUUGCAAUUACCAAAAUCGCAAAAGGAAAUUAUUCCGCCACCCGUUGUGAUGGAACCAGAGAUUAUACAAUUCAAAGAAAAGCGCAUAGAGUCACUGGGUGAGGGUCCAGUUGAAUUUAAGAAGAGAAAAUUAAAUAAGCGCAAUGCGAGACAAAAAUUAGACGACGAUUAAAACAAUAUAUGAUUUAAAUAA